This is a messenger RNA of Mucor mucedo, 627 nucleotides long. RefSeq lists its product as uncharacterized. The record is from RefSeq and is a predicted model, not a curated record. The coding region runs from base 1 to 627 and encodes 208 amino acids. The transcript has 4 exons. Lineage: Eukaryota; Fungi; Mucoromycota; Mucoromycetes; Mucorales; Mucoraceae.
AUGCGUUCCGUUGAACCCGCUGCUUCAAGCCUGGAGUUAUUUGAAGGUCUGCCUCUAGUAGAUGUCCUGUCUUCCAUCAACAAGUUGAUCACCUUGGGUCAAACUCUGGAAGAAGUCAAAGACUGGGAGACAGAGCUUUCAAAAAAGGAAUCUAUUGGAAUAUACCCGAAGAAUCAAGAGACAAGCCAUUUGAAGAAGGGGAAAGACGCUGAUUCUCCAGACAAUGAUGAUGCUUGGCCAACCACCAGUGUGAACUUAUUUGGUCCCGGAUCUGAUUUUGUGGUCGUCAUUUGCUAUCAUAUUUCCUUCUUACAAGGAAGUACCUUAUUAAAGGGUUUACAAGCUUACAUCAUUUGGGUUCAACUUUUAAGGGACCCAAAGAUCAAACGUGUCUGCUGGCGACCAGACCCUAUCCAAAACCAAUGCAAUAAGAGAAACUCGGUGUGUAUAUGGGUCCUUGUAUUGACUUUGUCAAAACGUGUAGGUGGAGACAAAAUCCGCUUUGAAGCUGCUUUUGAAAUGUAUUUGAAGGACUGGGAUGUCAAACCUCGCUUUGAAGAAGCGAAAGGGGAAUAUGAAGCAUCACUUACAUCCAAGGAAAUCCUUGAAGAACGUCGAGAUCAAUGA